AUGAGUGUCCAGCAUUUAAAAGAUCACGAGUAUUUAGAGAACAAGGUUAACAAUAUACUAGAACCAAUGAUGGUUCAACUUGUCUCUGUUAAGCCAGACAACCCCACCGAAUAUAUGAUCAAUUGGAUAAAACAGAAUUAUGGAAAUAGGAAAUCAAUUAAUCAAGGAAAAAGAUUUGAGCUUGAAUUAUUGAGAAAGCAAAUUGCUUUAUUCGAUGGAGAGGAGGAUAAAGACUCAGACUCUUCUUCUGAAAGCAACUCAGAUUCAGACUCUUCUGAUGCUGAUGACACGAUUGCCAAAGCUAGAGCUGCCAGAACAAAGAAAGGAUGGAAACCUCGAGCUUCUGUAUCCGCUGAAGUUUAUGGGAAUUGGAAUAAGAAAGAAGAUUUUGAACCAAGAUGAAUUCCAAAGGAUGAAGAGACUGUAGAAGUUAUCAAAGAUAAGAUCCUACAUAACUUCAUGUUUAAGCACCUUAAUAACUCUGACCUUCAAGUGAUAAUUGAUGCAAUGAAAGUGGUCAAAGUGAAGUGAGGAGAAAUGGUCAUCACACAAGGAGAAGACGGAAACGAUAUGUACCUUGUAUCUACUGGAAAAUAUACAUGAUUUAAGACAUUUCCUGGAGACUCUACUCCGACUCAUUUGAGGUAUUAUGUUUCUGGAGAGGCCUUUGGAGAGUUAUGAUUAUUAUAUAAUUGUCCAAGGGCUGCUUCUAUCCAAUCUUUAGAAGAAGGAACUUUGAUUGCUCUAGAUAGAGCCACCUUUAACCAUAUUAUUAAGGAUGCAGCGUUGAAGAGAAGAGAGAAGUAUGAAGAGUUCCUUACUAGUGUUAGUAUCCUUCAAGGGAUGGAACCUUAUGAAAGAGUCGCUCUUGCUGAUGGAAUUGUAGAUGAGAAUUUCUCAUCAGGAGAUUAUAUUAUCAGACAAGGGGAGAAAGGAGAUAAAUUCUAUUUUGUCAUAGAUGGGGAGGCAGUUGCCACCAAAUGAUAUGAACCUGGGCAAGCUCCUGUAGAAGUUAUGCAUUAUUCAGCAGGAAGUUACUUUGGGGAGUUAGCCUUAUUAAAUGAUGCUCCUAGAGCAGCUAAUAUUAUUUCUCGUACUGAAACGUAUGUAAUCUCAUUAGACAAAGAAACAUUCACAAGAAUAAUUGGAUCUGCUGAAGAGUUAUUAGCAAGAGCUAAGCAAUACAAAUAA
Moneuplotes crassus is the source of this 1191-nucleotide messenger RNA. NCBI's taxonomy places the organism in Eukaryota, Ciliophora, Spirotrichea, Euplotida, Euplotidae. The record is from the annotation of a GenBank genome assembly.